AUGUUGCAGAUGCAGAGGGAGCUGAACACCCGGCGAGGGGAGGAUAUCAAAGACGGCAGCUCAGGCAACAGAGCCAUGCUCUCACCUCAGGACAGCCCCUGCCCAGCGCCCCGGUCGCCUCGCUCCCCGCGCUCCCCCUGUAUGUCCACCCCUGUCCUGGCCCUUCCCACACGCUCCCACUCUGACUCUGAGGCCAUGUUGGAGGAGCAGGGAGCGGCGAUGAGGCUGAAAGGUCCAACGGAGAACCUGUUCCUGGACGCGCUGUCUCUGGACCCCCUCAGCGGCCUGGAGGUCCCUCCGCCCUCCAGACUGGAGAGUGAGAAGAGGUUCCCCUGCAUGGAGGAGGCCCUCAAUGAGAUUUCGGAGAGGGAAGGGGAUCCUGGGUAUCCAGAGGAGGAGAUGGGCGGUGGGAGUCUGCUCAGGGCCAAGUCCGUCUGCUCCAUGAGCGACUUCCAGAGGCUAAUGGACAGCUCGCCGUUCCUCCCAGACAAAACUCGCCACGGGGAUCAGGGCCAAGACGACGUCACUCCUCCUCUGUCUCCAGAUGACCUCAAAUACAUCGAGGAGUUCAACAAUAAGGGCUGGGACUUCCCAUCAUCCCCCUCUGGCUCGGUUCCUGCUCGGGAGGUGUGGACAGACAAUAUCUCAGAGACCCGUGGAGUCGAACCUGUUCCCGAUCCCUUCAAGCCACCUUCCUGGUUCCUCACCACCAGCGCCACCUUGACCACCAGCACCCUGAGCAGCCCUGAGCACUGCCACAAGUCCCCGCUGAAGGGCAACGGAGCAGGGUCUGCAGGGGGGGGAGUGGAGCACUAUGGGGUGCACCUCCUACACAGCCCCACCAGACUUGGAGGAGCUGAGCGAGCUACUGCCCAAGACCCAGAAUUCCUGUACGCCAAGGGGACCAAAGCCAGGGGCGGAGGAGAGGCUGGGGUGGGAGCCAGUGGGCAAGAUGAGGUGUUUAGCAGUGGGAGGUGGGCAUGUGGGCUUCUGGAGAGUGGGGGGUUAAGGACUUCACCUAGUCAAUCUCCCAUCUGCCCCACAGUCGGCUACGCCUCGUCUCUGGAGCUUCAGCUCUCCAGGAACCUCAGUGACGACAUGAAGGAGGUGGCCAUCUCUGUGAGAAACGCCAUCCGCUCUCCACCAGGGCCUGUCGUCCGGGACACCGCCUGCCAGACCAAUGGAUUCACCACACGAGGCACUCAGACCACCCAGACCAUCAGUGUGGGUCUUCAGACGGACCUACUGAGGAACCUGACCAGCAGCCCCCACCGCUGCCUCACCCCGAAAGGAGGCAGCACGCCCAUUUCCUCCCCAUCACGCAGCCUGAGGAAGAUUCAGUACUCUCCAGUGGUCCAGAACAAAUUUGAACGACCUUGCUGCUCGCCAAAGUUUGGCUCUCCCAAACUUCAGCGCAAACUCUCUGCAACAAGUAAAACCGAGCUACCCAACACCAGCCGCGCCCCCACUCCCACCACACCCCAGAAGGGCAACAGCGAGUCGGCAUGGGCUCGCUCCACCACCACUCGUGACAGCCCCGUUCACACCACCAUCAACGACGGCCUCUCCAGCCUCUUCAACAUCAUUGACCACACCCCGGUGGCCUACGAGUCCAUGCAGAAGUUCAACAAGUCCCCCAGUCGCUCUCGCCCCACACCGCCCCCCACCACCGAGCCCAGCCCUGCUCACGGGGCUCUCGCCACAGACCCCAGAAAUGUGCCGGAGUGCUUGCGAAUGGCCAGAGGGCGUUCACCCAGCCCUGUGCAGCUGAUAGUAGAGACGCAGGGGGACAAAAACUCAGAGGUGGUGAGCAUACGUCAGGACCUGUCCGCCCCGCCGGGCUACACGCUGGCUGAGAAUGCAGCACGCAUCCUCAAUAAGAAGCUGCAGGAGCAGAACCUCAGAGAGGAGCGGAGGCUGCAGGCCGGAGGACAGAGCGGCCACGGCAGAGACGACAGCAGCAGACAGCCCGACUCAGACAGAGGACAGUCUGCGUGUAUGGAGGACCUGCCCCGCUCUCCCGUGGCUCCGCCCCUGGACUCCUGCUUCCACAGACCGGCCCGCCCGGCCAACCGCAGACCCCCGUCACGCUGGGCCACCCGCUCCCCCUCCUCCUCCCCCAAGGGGUGCGAGGGCUCGAAGAGGAGGUUCAACUUCCCGCCGCCGGGUCAACGGAAGACCAUCCUGGAGGGCGAGGAGCUGGCGUGAGUCCGUCCUCUACCUCCUCUCGCCCUCCUCCACCUCAGCCUAGAAAGACCCAGUACCUCAGAAGCCCCUCCCCUCCAAAUAUAGAGACUCCCUCAGAGAUGGAGCCUGACGGGGGGGGGUGGGAUACACCCAGUAGCACCAGCCGACCAUCGAGGAACCAGAACUUCUUCGUAGAAGAACCUGGAAUGUACUGUAGUCUCAUCAGUUAAGACACAAAAACUACAUUUCCAUAAGAGGUGCCUGCACACACUUAAGUUAAUCAUCAUCCCACAUGUGUGUAUAUAUAUAUAUAUAUGUAACUGAUACACAUAUAUAUAUAUUAAACUUUAGUAACUGUCUGUCAGCUGUUGCAUUUGUAAGUUUACAUCAUUAUUUUUCUCAUGUUUACACUUUUUCUUCUUCUUCUUCUUCGUCUUAUACGUUGUCCGACAUCGAUUCAUGUUCAAACUGUUUUUUGAUAAAAAAGAUUCUUUCAUUUAUUUUGUUUUCAGCGUUUGAAGCUUGAACUUUCUGUUGAGUUUCAGUGAGAGAGAGAAAACAACACAAACAAAUAAACAAACAAAGAAAAAAAAACACCUGCUUCAUCGGGGCUGAAGCAGAGACACAUGAUGUCAUUUCUGAUGCUCUUGUCCUCAUUUCUUUUUACACUGGGUUGAAUGUUUGGCUCCGUGAACUUAUGCAUAUUCUGAACGGAAGGCAGUUGUACAAAUAUCAGUGAAAUAUUUGCAUGCCUUUUCAACACUAGCAUGUACAUACGAGCUCUUGUCAUUUGUGAUCACUCAGCUCCGCCGUGAGGAAGAAGAUAAAAAAACAACGUUGUGCUGGAGUUUUUGUUUGUCACAUGAUUUGCAAUGACGAGAACAAAAACAAGUUUUUAAGUCAAUUAUUGUAUCAACCAGACUGUCUUUGUAUAGUUGUUACUAUUGGAUAUGAAUUACUUUGUCUUUUGACAAGAAAAAGGGAUUGUGGGGAAAAAAAUAUGAAUGUUUUAAAUGAAGAGUCUACGUCAAAAAGUCUAAUGAUCUAUAGUCAUAUGUAAAUAGU
Molecule: messenger RNA, 3252 nt
Organism: Paralichthys olivaceus (Japanese flounder)
Lineage: Eukaryota; Metazoa; Chordata; Actinopteri; Pleuronectiformes; Paralichthyidae
Source: RefSeq, a predicted model, not a curated record